Molecule: messenger RNA, 549 nt
Organism: Aspergillus niger
Lineage: Eukaryota; Fungi; Ascomycota; Eurotiomycetes; Eurotiales; Aspergillaceae
Exons: 1
Coding region: 1-549 (182 amino acids)
Source: RefSeq, a predicted model, not a curated record
AUGAGGUCAGUCCGACGGGCUCAAGCCAACGGGAACGCCGGGUUCGCCGGGUUUGCCAGUCGUGGCCACAGGGAAAUUGAAAAAGGGUUCGCUAGUAUUCUUCUCUCUCUAUUCCCCUCAGCUUUCCACCCCCCUUCCGAGUUCUCGCAUUGCCGAUGUCUCGCCCUGUCCCAGGUUUCUGACUUAGUGCGUGGUUCUCUCCGGUCUCCAGAUGCCACUCCUCGCACUAAAAGUGGCCCAGUUGCCUGCAAGACGGGGUUGCCGCGAGUCGGUAGCGAAUCCGCCCGCGUCUCUGCCAUGACGCAUGAAACCACAUGGUGGGGUUUAAGCCGUCGUUCACCGGUGAGAGGGAAUUGGUUAGCAGCGAAGGAAAUGGAAGGGCGAGGAUGGCUGUUGCACACAAUGCAAUGCCACAAUGCCAUUCUCGUGCUUGGCCUCUGCGUCAGGAGAGGGAGACUACACGCGGUGGGUGAACUGGUGAUGCUGGCCUUCCCCAAUCUCCGGAUGCGGUCGUCUGGGGCAUUGGGGAACCUGGAGAUGCUGACAUGA